Messenger RNA from Oncorhynchus gorbuscha (pink salmon), 2809 nucleotides. RefSeq names its product zinc finger BED domain-containing protein 4-like. The coding region runs from base 1503 to 2525 and encodes 340 amino acids. The transcript is spliced from 5 exons. Gene Ontology annotation, molecular function: protein dimerization activity. The record is from RefSeq and is a predicted model, not a curated record. NCBI's taxonomy places the organism in Eukaryota, Metazoa, Chordata, Actinopteri, Salmoniformes, Salmonidae.
CCUGGCCAACAUAAAGCAAAGCAGUGCGACACAGAGUUACACAUAAUUAAACGUACAGUCAAUAACACAAUAUAAUAAUUGAUAUAAUAAAUAAAUGAUUACCUUGCACUUUGAACUGAAAUCUUUGUAAUUUGUCAGAAUGAGAGGUGAGUGAGGAACUACCCAUUGGUGUACAGAAGUAGGAUCUUCAUUUGAGCCAGUUUGCUACAGCAGGAAAAUAAUCCUACAGCAAGAGGAAAUGGGAACUAUGUGGAUUAAAAUUAAUGGACAUUUUUUUUCGGUGUUAACACAUUGACAUUACAAGUUGGAAAUUACAACAUUCAGAAGCCUUUUUAAACCUAAAAUAAAACUACACAUUUUAACAUUUCCUGCAUUGCAAGAAAGUAGUUUCAGGUGAAACAGGAUAUGAUCCUACUAUGACCGUGAUAAAUUAAAGGGAUAGUUCGAUAUGUCUCUGCGUUCGAAGGAAGUUUUGCGAGCAUGUUAGCUGUUCCCAUAGACUUCCAUUAAUUGCGCUAAAGCUAGUUAGGAACAGACUCAGAGACAUACAAAUUGUAUUCACAAGUUCAUCUGCUUCUGGAGAAGCACGGAUUCAUUGCCAAAAUCCUAACUAUCCCUUUAAGGACUAAUAUAGGAUUUCCAUAGGAAUAAACCUUGUGGGAGGGCAAAAGAUGGCAUUUGACUUUUGUUUCACUGAAAACUGCAACAGCCACACCCAGUGGAUUGGUACACCUCACCUGUCUCCAAUAGUACUAACACGUUGUUCAAACAGGAGCGAGGAGUAACAUACGGAGAGGACACUAUUCAAGAGGAAAGGUCAGGAAGGAAAGUGACACAUUUUCAGAAGAUAUGUCUCAAAGAGCAAGACAUUCUGGUAGGGGCUUUACUGGUAGUCCUUAUACCAGGAACAGGGGAAACCGUGAAGCACUGUCCUGUUCAUCAGGACACUAGACCACGAAGGAUUAGAGACCAAAUGGGAGGGGAUAUACUAACAGGCCUAACACCAGGAACAGGGGAAACCUUGAAGACCUGUCUGUUCACCAGUUCCCUAGACCUCAAGGAAUCAGACAAAACGCUGGCACUCAAGGAAUAUUCGCACCCAAAAGGCACCUGUCAAACAUAAUUGUCUCCCUCUUGCAACCACUGUCCAUUGUAGAAGAUGCUGGUUUCCAGGCAUUUGUGGAUGCCAUAAAACAACCUGGCACCCUCAUUCCAAAGGAGACAUUUUCUAUUCGAAAAGACCUUCUCAGAAUGUACAAUAAGACAAGGCAGAAGAAUCCCUUGCCUUGGCUCAUGACAUUGUCUUAGCAGCUGAACUGUGGGUUGCAAGAGCAGAAGAGUCUUAUCUGACAGUGACUUGCCAUGUCAUCGACAGAGAAUGGAACCUCAAUUCCUACGUAUUGGAAACAACUAAAGUCCUGGGUGAAGAUACGUCAGUCGACAUCGUAAAACAACUGUUAGGAAUUGCAAACGACUGGGGAAUAAAAGAAAAGAUUCACACCAUGGUGACAAACAUAGAUGGAUCCAUGAGAGAAGAUAUUUCUAGAAAUGGAUGGACACACAUUCCUUGCUUUGCCCACACUUUAAACCUGGUGUUCAAAGAUACAUUGAUGGAGGAUCCUGUUCUUGAGGCAAUGCUGAGGAAGUGUCAGAAGAUUGUGAGGUUCUUCCACAACGACAUAGAAGCUGAGAAAAAGCUAAAAGAGGCUCAAAUCCAACAACAGUUGCCUCAUCAUGGCCUGAUCCAGUCUGUUGGUGAUGGAUGGUUCUCUUGCUUCCACAUGCUGAAGAGACUUGCUGAGCAAUACAUGGCUAUCAACACGGUGCUUAGCCAAAGGCAAGAGUUCGACCUCUGUCUUAAUGGAUCUGACAUAACUAAAGCCUCCAGUGCGGUAGCAGCCCUUCAGCCUUUCAAAGAUGUGACAGAGGAGAUGUCACAGAGAUGUAAAGACAUCUCUAAUAAUCGGCAGUACUACCUCCUCUCCAACAGCAUUCCUCUGGUCGAAGAACUUCAGACCAAAAUCAGCAAAGAACAGAGGGGAAACGAUGUAGCUAAUCACUUAGCCAAGCAAUGCAAAAUUCAUUUUGGUGAUUUGAAGAAGAGCCAACGACUAGUCCUUACCACAGCCCUGGACCCAAGGUUCAAAAACCUCAUACUGAAUGUCAACGACAGUGAAAGUGCUAAUCACUUUCUAACUAAAUUGCUUAAAGAUCUCAAAGCGAUUUCAUCUCCACUGAUAGUUUCAUCCGAUGUACCGAACUUAGUUCAACUGCUGAAACAGUACAGUGAACACAGCUCAAUUCCAGAGAAGGAAAACCCACUAGCAUGGUGGAGAUUUGAAGGAUCUGUGAAAUUCAAGGAUCUGAGCAGGGUAGCCCUUAGAAACCUUGGUGUGGUUUCUACAGCGAUCCCAUUGGAUAGGGCUUUCCAUGAGACAGAUAAAAUGUUCUACAGCAGACGAAGUUGCCUGGAGCCAGAGAAUAUCAACAUCAUACUGUUUCUGAACAGCAACUACACUCCUUAGUUGUAAAGAGGGUCAGUAGUGGUCACAUGAUUAUCUUUUAAAUUAGAACAAAUUAUGGUUUAGCGUUCUGAGCUGCUUCCUCUAGAAUUGAUAUGGCGCUGCCAGCAUGCGUUCGAAUCAAGCCCAUUGCUCUUUCAGCACUCACUCUUACCUUGCCUAUCUGAUAAACAAUCAUCAAAUCAAAUGUAUUUAUAUAUCCCUUCGUAUAUCAGCUGACAUCUCAAAGUGCUGUACAGAAGCCCAGCCUAAAAACCCAAAACAGCAAGCAAUGCAGGUGUAGAAGC